AUGAAUGACUUCACCUGCAUAGUGAACUGCACUGGUCUCGAGGCCAAGAACUUGGUAGACGACAAACUGUUACAUCCUAUAAGAGGCCAGAUUAUUCGAGUGCACUGCCCCGCUGUGAAACACUUUUUCCUGGAUGACACCUAUUAUGUUUUAUUAAAGUGA
Messenger RNA from Ostertagia ostertagi, 162 nucleotides. Lineage: Eukaryota; Metazoa; Nematoda; Chromadorea; Rhabditida; Trichostrongylidae. The record is from the annotation of a GenBank genome assembly.